GUCCAGGAGAACUUAAAUCCAGAAAAGAUUGAACGUGAAAUGAUGGAUAAACUGCCUCUUACAGAACUUAUCCAUUUCACCCUUCCUUCAACUGAAAACAACACUAAACGCUUGGCCAGAUUUCAUGAGCUAAUGCAUUAUUGUACCAGUGAAGUUCUGAGUUGGGCUGAAGUAGAAAGAGCCUUCAGAGUGUUUACUUUUGAAAGCCUGAGGCUGACUGGGCUGAGUGACUCUGGUCUCCUGGAGAGCUCUGGAUCUAUGGUUGGAGGUGAUUCUGAAGUGUCUUAUAUCCCUUGGGAUAAUCCAGCCCAGUUUGCACAACAGCUGAGACAACUCUUCCUUGUAGAAAAGAACCUUAGUGGGAAAUCUCCAAGAGGCUCUGGACAUACAGAAACAAAUGGCAAAGAUGGAAGAGAUGGUCUGGCUGAUCCUGUUUUGAACAAAGAAUUGGAUCUUUUUAUUUCUGAUAUGGUGAGUCCGGAAAAUUAUGGCCUAGGACCAAAUUUAGAAGAAAUAAAAAAGACACAGAGGUGUUGUUUAACAGACUGGAGUUUCACUGAGCAUUUUCAGCCCCAUGUUCUUCUUCAGGUUCUUCAUACUGCAUCCCAAGAAUAUAGAUGUAUUGAUUCCUUUUAUCAUGCCCAAGAUAACUCUUUGCUAAUGGUUCUUCACAAUCCUAUGAAUCAGUAUCGUUUGUGCCAAGAGACCUGGGAUAUUGCAUUGCACUCUAAUGUUGGAUUCAGGAACUAUCUCGAGCUGGUGGCCAACUCAAUUGAAGACUGGGUGAAAGAGGAAGAAGUCAAAUACAAAGAAGAGAAGAUAGCUAAGGAAAUAGAGUCUCAUAAACUGGAAAAAGCCAUGGCAGAAGGACCUUUUGUAUUGUCUGCAUGUGCUGUGGAAAAACCUGACUUCCCUAAGAAAGCCAGAAGCAGCACGUUAGGACCUGAGAGCAUUAUGGAGACUAAUCCAGAAUCUCAAUGCAUCAAUGAAAAAAGUCCUUUUAUCAGAGAAGGUUCUCUAAAGUUUCUUGGCUACAAUACAGGGGAGGAUCUCAUUCAAGUAUCAGGAACCAAUCAGUAUCUUUUCCCAUCUGAUGGAGGACAAAUUCAAGUAGAGAAGAUAGAAUUUGUAAAAGGUCUAACUUUGGUAAAGGUGAAGGUGAUAAAAGACAACCACAAUUUCUUCAUUCAUAUCACAGACCCUGAGAAAAACUUAAAAGAAAUCGAAGUGCAAGAAAUCAAUGAAGAACAGAAAAUUAUAUCAGGAAAAUUGAAAAAUCGAAAGAAAGCUGUGAGCAAGUUUGGAUCUUUUUCAGCCACCUUGGAAAAUGGAAUCCAGCUGUCCCUGAGCUAUUAUGGACCUACAGGGAAGACAUCAGAUGAUAAAACAGAUCCUGUCCUAGCAAGAAUUCUGAACAUCCCUUCUGUUCAUAUUCCAACCAUAAUUUCUCCUGUUACAUCAGCUUCAGGAAAAAAAGAUAAGUCUGUCAAACAAAAAGCAGGAAAAUCUCUACCAUCUACAAAAGCAAGCCAUAGUGAAAUAGGCCCUCCACCACCUGAUGACCUGGUAAAGCAGGAAGGAGGAAAGAUGGAAAUGGAGGGAGGAGCUUCCCAAAUGCAAAUGAUGUCAAAUGCUCUUGCUUUCCCAAGUUUGAACAUCUCCUGUCCCAAUGGACUAGUAUUAACUUUCCUUGGUGAAAGUUUUGGAGAUUUAAAAGGUGAAGCCAUUGCAGCUAAAGCUGAGAAAGAGGUGGUAGAGAAAACUGAGGCCAAAGCAGAGGAAUCCAAGGAAGAGGAAGUUGAGAAAGGUGAGGCCAAAGCAAAUGAAACAAAGGAAGAAGAGGUUAUGGAAAGUGGAGAGAAGGAACAUAAGGUUACAGAAGGUGAAAUAAAGCACGAAGAUACAAAAAGAGAGCAGACCAAGCAACCUACUCUGGAAAUUCUGGUUAGGCAGAGUUAUCCCCAAAAGGUAAAGAACUCUCAUCUGUAUACAUCUGUGGCAAGGCAAACAGAACAAGAGGUGUCAAGAGUCAUCACCAGUCAAGGAACUGUCAUAAAGUACAUGAUGGAUGGAUCUACCCAGAUUCUGUUUUCUGAUGGCACAGUGAGUAGGAGUCCUGAUUCAGGCCCUCUCCUACCACGACCUACAAUUCCAGAUAACGUGCAACUCUUACAAGAAUCAGAGCCUUCGCCUGAGACCAGCGCUAAGAAAGCAAGAAGCAGUGACAGAAACAGUAUAUCACACCCAAACAAGGACGAGUUGUUUGAAGAUACUGUGCAGGGUCUGGUUAAUUCUGAGCAACCUAAGGAGAACCAGGCAGGAACCUGGAUAACAACAACUCCAUCAGGCAUUCGAGUGGGCACUGAGGGAGCAAAGAGAAUGGAUCUGAAACCAGUUUUAACCUAUCAGGCAACUGACCCAGCUGAUGGAACGGUUAUGACUGUACGAGACGAUGAAGUGAUAAUUGUUGAGAAGCUGGAUGGCAGCACAAUAGUAGAUCAUGCUGAUGGUACUAGGAUCACGACUUUUUAUCAAAACUGUGAAGAACUAUUUAUACCAGAGGAUAGUGAGCAAACAGAUGAACCCUUGGAAGCCAUCACAAGGAAGGUGAAAUGUACGCAAGUAGAGAAUCCAGAGUUUGCUACUGUUAUAACAAAUUGUGAGGAGGGUACCUGUUGUACCAUCUUUGGAGAUGGGACAUCUAUUAUAGCAAAGCCACAGGGAACAUAUCAGGUUUUACCAAUCAAGACAGGCUCUCUUUUCAUUGAUGAAGAUUGCUCAGCAGUUUAUACCCAUGAAGUUAACAAUUUCAUCAGCAAGAAAGAAGAGAAACAAGCAGGGAAAUACAUUAUGAAACACACUUCCAGCACUAUUUGUGAGAUGCUAGAUCCUGAAGGAAAUCUUUUCAAGGUCAUGGUUGAUGGCAGUACAUCCAUAUGUGUUCCUAGCAUUGGCUCUGAUGACAAGGAAGACAGGAGUUCAGCAUCAGCACUCCCAGAAGUUAACCAACCUAUCACUUAUGAUGAGCAUGUCCCCAGGUUCUUCAUCAUCUACGCGGAUGGUUCUGGAACCGAGCUUCUGCGGAGCAAGGAGGUACACAAGUAUCUUGCUGAAGCCCGUAGUGAUCCCGCUGCAGCUGUUUUGCAGGAUCCUGUGCAAGAAUGUCCAGGUGUUUUAAGUAUUACUAUCCUCCGCCCUUUGGCUGAAGACUCCCCCUGGGUAAUGAAGAAAGAACCAGAGAGUAUUGUUCCUCCAAAUCUUCAAUCAAGGACCUGGGACACAUUUUCUCCUCUUGAGAGGAAGAUCACAGGUCCCUCAGUCAGAACAUGUAUUUGGAGGGGUCUCUGCAUUGGAUCCAGAGAGCAGACGUACUUGUCAGUACCUGUGCGAAAAUGUCCUAAUAAACUGCAAAUCCGUCAGCUAUUCCAGUAUGAGCCACUCAGUGAUGAACUAAGAGAAAAGCUGCAGCUUUCCCUGAAGGAAUAUAUAGACAACAUUUUAAAGCAGGAAAAUGAGCUGGAAGAGAUGAAUGUAAAAGAACCAAGAACAGAAGAGGAAAAAGAGAAUGCUGCAAGUGUCCUUCAACUGGUUACAUCCUUCCCUAACUGGGAGAAGUCAUCUGAAGAUUCCAGUGCUAGAGCUCACAUAACUGAGCUGUAUGAACAGGCAGUGGCUUCUCAUCACCAAUGUCACACAGAGAAGACAAUCACUACCCAAAGAGAGGACCAACAGCAGUUCAGCUCAGAAGGAGUAACACCAGUGUCCAAGUGGCAGAGCAGACUAGAAGAGCACAGAAAAGAACUUGAUGAAGAAAAGAAGUCCUUAAUGGCAAUAAGAAAGAAAAUAAUUCCUCCGUAUUUUGAAUCAGAAUUCGGCAAGAAGUUUUUCCCGAGAAAGAUUCCUGAUGUGGAAGCACUGUCUAUGGAACUUCCUUCCAUUCAAAAAAAAGAAAGUAAGAAUUUCCCUCUAGAGACAAUCAAAAAACCCAGUAGAGCAUCUGAAUGUCUCAAUACCAUGAGAGACUCCUUACCUUCACCUGGCCUUCAGCUGCAGGCUCAUUCGAAACAAAACGAAGGUUCCAGCAGCACAACAGACAUAAAUAAGGCUACAAGAUCACAAGAGACACCCUUUCAACUUAAAGUUCAGAGUCUGCUGGUGAAUGCUGCAGGACAGCCAAGAAAAGAGAAAGUGAAAUUACCAUCAUCCCUUCAGGGGAGAAAACCAAACUCCAUACCAAAUAAAAAGAUAGAAGAUCCUGUCGCAGGAAAGGUCAACACAUCUUCUCUUGCAACAACAAGACAGCAUCUUAGUGGCUUCCAUCUCAUUCCACCCAGAGUGAUGCUUGGAGUCCUAAAGGAAGGCUGCACCUAUGCAGCCACUGUGAUCCUGAAGAAUGUUGGUGUGAACUUCUCAAGGUUUCGGGUGAAGCAGCCACCUCCGCACACAGGACUGAGAGUGAUGUACACACCAGGACCUGUGGCAGCAGGCUUGCAGGUUGAACUGGAGAUAGAGAUUUUUGCCAUGGUAAUUGGAGGGAAAGACACUGAUGGCCUUGAAGAAGUUUCCCAUGAUAUUGAAAUAUUAACAGAAACAGAGACUCUUCUUCUGCCUGUGAGAGCAACUGUGUUAACCAAUGACGUUUAUGAGUGCCGCCCACAAGGAUAUCCCCAAGGUGGAAUGGCACCAACAGUCCGGGCAGUUCCUGCAAGCUCCAAGCCACGGUUCCGGAUUACACUACCCCGAAAGCUUUCUAGUUAA
Molecule: messenger RNA, 4758 nt
Organism: Phaethon lepturus (White-tailed tropicbird)
Lineage: Eukaryota; Metazoa; Chordata; Aves; Phaethontiformes; Phaethontidae
Gene: SPAG17
Product: sperm associated antigen 17
Exons: 34
Biological process (GO): axonemal central apparatus assembly; epithelial cilium movement involved in extracellular fluid movement
Cellular component (GO): axonemal central apparatus
Source: RefSeq, a predicted model, not a curated record